Messenger RNA from Racocetra persica, 1017 nucleotides. Lineage: Eukaryota; Fungi; Glomeromycota; Glomeromycetes; Diversisporales; Gigasporaceae. The record is from the annotation of a GenBank genome assembly.
AUGCCUAGGCAAAUUAAGCCCAAAAACAUUCGCAAUAUUCAAAAUAAAUUCAAUACACACGAAACCCAGGUCACUUUACCUGACAUUAAAAUUAGGUCUCCCUUCCUACCGUUUCUCACCGUUAAAGAGCUUUGUAGCCUCAAAAAUUUUCCUCCUCAUGAAAAUAAGCCAGGACAGUCACCUAAUGCGUUCAUCAUUUAUAAAAUGGAACUUCAUCGUGAGCUUAAAAAUGAAAAUUUUACUCUUUCUGAUUUUUCUAAACUAGUCAGUAAAAGGUGGAAGAGUGAACCAGAAUAUGUAAAAACUGCUUAUAGAAAUUUGGCUGAUGCUGUAAAAUGUGAAUACAGAAAGAAAUUUCCAUUUGUUUUCUUGCAAGAUGAUAAGAUUAGAAAACAUGUGACAGCCGAUCCUGUCGAUCCUGAUCUCAAUAUUGUUGAAGUUGAGUCGCCUAAACUUAAUCUUGUGAAUGGCGUUAAAGUUGAUCAUUUGAAUUAUUAUCUCAAUGUGGCUGAAGUUGAAUUGCUUAAGCUUGUAAAUCAUACAGUUCAGGUGGCUGGUGCUGUUAAAGAUUUGGAUUAUGAUUUUAAUGUGACUGAAGUUGGGUCAACUAAGCUUAAUGCUGUGGCUGGUGCUGUUAAAGUUGAUUGUAUGAAUCAUCGUUAUGAUUUCAAUGUGGCUGAAGUUGAGUCAGCUAAAAUUAGUCUUGUAAAUAAUACGAUUCAAAUGGGUAAAGAUAUUAAAAUAACUGAUGUCUAUACGUCUAUCGCUUGCCAAGCCGGAAAGAAUCAUAAACCUUAUACUAUCGAAGAAUUUUAUACUCCUAUGUAUGAUAUGUCUUCGAGCAAUCCUUUUGCGCACUUUUCAUAUAGUGAUUUCCAUACUCCUCCAUUUGAUUAUUCAUUCAAUGAUUAUGAUUUUUAUAAUGAUACACUUUUUUUCUGGGGUAAUCCUUCUUAUUCUCCUGAAAGCAGUCAUUGUUGCUAUCCCUUACCUCACAAAAACUCUUUUAAUCCCUAA